Molecule: messenger RNA, 1779 nt
Organism: Trifolium pratense (red clover)
Lineage: Eukaryota; Viridiplantae; Streptophyta; Magnoliopsida; Fabales; Fabaceae
Product: UV-B-induced protein At3g17800, chloroplastic-like
Exons: 4
Coding region: 212-1459 (415 amino acids)
Source: RefSeq, a predicted model, not a curated record
AUUGAACUUAAAAAAACAACUCAACAAAAAAGAAAAGAAAAGAAAUUCACAAGUUCCGACCAUUAUUUUGGAUUUCAUUCAUUCAUUCAAUUGACUGUUACUCUGUAACACCAUCUCCUCUCUCUUUCUCUCUCUAAAAUUCGCACCUCUUUCUCUCUCUAGGGUUUCAUCAUCCAUAUAUUAUCUCUCUCCUAUUUCUCCAAGUUCAGAAAUGGAAGCCACACGAACCGCGUUAAACUUAACGGCAACUGUUCUUCCAUCAUCUUCCCGUUUGUCUAAGCCGUCAAUGUUCGCCGGUAGAUCCACCGUUGCACUUCUCCGUUCCGAUUUACCGUUCUCCUGUAAGGUGCACUCUUCUGUACCUAUCCCCAAGCAAGGCCAUGGGAGGAAACUUUCUGUUGGAAGUAGAAGGGGCUUUGUAGUUAGAGCUGCAUCAUCGUCUGCAGAGUCAUCUGGAUCACGUUCUAAUAUUGCCCCACUAAAGCUUGAGUCUCCGGUCGGGCAGUUUCUCUCUCAGAUAUUAGUAAGUCACCCACAUCUCAUGUCUGCUGCAGUAGAGCGGCAGCUAGAGCAAUUCCAAACUGAUCGUGAUGGUGAUGAACACAAGGAAAAACCUUCUGCUUCAGGAACUGACUUAGUUUUGUACAGAAGAAUUGCUGAGGUUAAGGCUAAAGAGAGGAGAAAAGCUAUAGAAGACAUAUUGUACACAUUAGUAGUGCAGAAAUUUAUGGAUGCUGAUAUUUCUUUAAUACCCUCCAUAACGACUCAUCCGUCAGGUCAAGUUGAUUCAUGGCCAAGCGAAGAUGAAAAACUUGAGAAGAUUCAUUCGCCUGAAGCCUAUGAGAUGAUCCAAAGCCACCUGGCUCUCCUUCUCGGUAACCGAUCAGGGGAUUCAACAUCUGUAGCUCAGAUCAGCAAACUCAGGGUAGGACAGGUCUAUGCAGCAUCAGUAAUGUAUGGAUACUUUCUUAAACGUGUUGUCCAAAGGUUCCAGCUGGAGAAGACGAUAAAAAUUCUACCUGAUGAAAAUACCAUUAGCCGAACUGUGGAAAAUGAAUCAAGAAUGGCCGGUGUUGAGGUUCCGUCUCAAGUUAUGUCCCACCCUGAAGUCCCUGCUUGGCUUGACAGUGGAAUCCGUUCGGGUGCAUUUGGUCACGAGAUAACAGUGUCUAGGUUGCGCUCCUAUAUGAUGUCGUUUGACGUCGAGACAUUACAGAGAUAUGCAACAAUUAGAUCUAAAGAGGCCAUCGGCAUCAUUGAGAAUCACACAGAAGCAUUGUUUGGUAGACCAGAAAUUGUUAUAACACCAGAGGGGAAAGUCAAUUCUUCAAAAGAUGAAAUCAUCAAAAUUAGCAUUGGUGGUUUGAAAAGACUUGUUUUAGAAGCUGUUACUUUUGGUUCUUUUCUUUGGGAUGUGGAGAGCUAUGUUGACUCAAGGUACCAUUUUUUCCUAAAAUGAGUUCUAAUCAUUCCAUGCAACAUUUCAAGGGUACUGAGUUCUGACCAAUUCGUUUGAAGUCCAAAUACUUUCACUGAUUGGUGUUGUAUAUAGGUGAUUUGGCUUUCACCGAGAAUGAAAAGUUGUUUACAAAGUCAGAUAUUUGCUUAUUUAUUUGUUUAGAUUUUGUUAUUCACAUCAAAUCCUUACAAACAAAUUGAUUGCUCUCUGUCACUGGUUAAUGCUGUAAUUCAUUGCAUUCACUCUUAGUUUCUUUUAUUUGAUGCAUUUGAAAUAAUGUACAGAAAUUGGUUAUAACUUAUAAAUUUGUGUCACACUAA